Sinocyclocheilus rhinocerous is the source of this 1017-nucleotide messenger RNA. Its product is annotated as Purkinje cell protein 4-like protein 1. Lineage: Eukaryota; Metazoa; Chordata; Actinopteri; Cypriniformes; Cyprinidae. Bases 153 to 368 code for a protein of 71 amino acids. The transcript is spliced from 3 exons. The record is from RefSeq and is a predicted model, not a curated record.
CAGCAUAAUAUUCUCGGUUCAGUUGUUCUGACAUAAUUUUAAAGCACCCGGACAAAAAAAGGAGAAAUUUCGAUUAAAUUUAUUUAGUGUUUCCGAGUCACGCUACAAAUUCUCCCGCGAGCCCAACAAGGCAUUCGACUUCUCUCAGAACUAUGAGUGAGAACAGUUCAUCUGAUCCUCCCAACAGCACUCAGGGGCCCGACACAGAUAAAAAAGCCCCCCAGGAGAAACCAGUGGACAAAGCGGGGAAGAACCCUACACAAGAACCCGAAGAAGAGAUCGACAUUGAUCUGGAUGCGCCAGAGACGGAAAAGGCAGCUUUGGCAAUACAGAGUCAGUUCAGACGCUUCCAGAAAAAAAAGAAGUAGAAAAGGGAAGAAUGAAUUGAAAGAAUCAGUGCAGAGGAUAAAAACCUUCCACAAUAUUCAAAAUGGAAAGAGAUUUAAUAAGGAAGAGACAGGGGAAAGGGAAAAGUCAUGUGUGGGUGGGAAAUUAGGGGUUUGGAAAACAAAUGACAGUCCAGUGGCAUCAACAUGCUGGGUUGAUUAGAGUUUAGGACAUAAGAAUAGGGAAGGAUUUUCACUUUAAAAGACAUUGCAGAUUUUGUUCUAGUUGUAUUUGUGUAGAUUUGUCUCCAUCCUUUCUAUCCUCUCCUGUAGACAUAAAUAUAGAUAGGAGCGUCAGUUACUGACAUGUGCAACACACAUCUAUUAUUUAAUAUAUUCAGUAUAUCAUUGAUGCAACAGAACAAAUGUAAUUAAUAUAAACGUAAGAAUUCAAAGCGCAGUGAAUGACCAAAUGUUGCACUGCACCUACAGUAAAACAUGUUGGUGUGAAUUAGCAAUAUAGAUAUGAAGUAGCUUAGUUGUAAAUGUAUUCUUAGAGGUAGCUGUUAAUUGUUUUGUUUUUCUUUUCUUUUAAAAUGAGAAGCAUUUGAAAAAAUAAGGAAAUCUCGGUAAUACCAUUAUCUUUUUUGUCAUUAGUUAACUACUUUAACAUGAAUUAACAAUGAAAUAC